Messenger RNA from Enterobius vermicularis (human pinworm), 861 nucleotides. NCBI's taxonomy places the organism in Eukaryota, Metazoa, Nematoda, Chromadorea, Rhabditida, Oxyuridae. The record is from the annotation of a GenBank genome assembly.
AUGGUGAUUCGAGGACCAACUCUGAAAUUACCCACAGGUGCAGAAAUGCCUGCUGUCGGCCUUGGGACUUGGUUGUCAAAACCAAACGAAGUUGGAAAUGCUGUUAGACUCGCUUUGAAUUGCGGAUAUCGUCUUAUUGAUACAGCGGAAUUUUACGACAAUGAAAAAGAAAUUGGAGAUGUGCUUCGCGAAUAUACUGAUUCUGGCAAACUAGAACGCAAAGAUGUCUUUAUUACUACAAAAUGCUUCUGUACCCAUUUCCAACCAGAGAAAAUGAAGGCUGCAGCUAAAGAAUCUUUGAAGAAACUACAGCUCAGUUACGUUGACCUUUACCUCGCACACGCGCCUGCUGCUCUAAAUGAAGACAAAACAAUACCUGAGCAUCCAGUCACAGUCGAGCAAAUUUGGCAGGGACUUGAAAAUGUAUAUGAAAGCGGGUUUGCCAAAGCCAUAGGUGUGUCAAAUUUCAAUAUCCAGCAACUCGAGCGCAUUUUGAAAGUCGCUAAAGUUCCAAUACACAAUCUCCAGGUUGAGUGCUCUCUCUAUCUACCUCAGUUCGAAUUAGCUGAAUUCUGCAAGAAGAACAAUAUUUCCUUUACUUGCUAUUCUCCGCUUGGUUCUCCUGGAAGUGAUUUUGCGUCCAAGCAAACGCCGACUCCUCUUGAAGAUCAGUCAGCGAAAAGAUUUGCCGAGAAAUAUCACAAAACUCCAGCACAAGUCCUUAUUCGUUAUCUUAUUCAAAGAGGAUUUUCAGCUAUCCCUAAAAGUGUUAACAAGAAGCGUAUUGAAGAAAACUGGAACGUAAGCUGCUGCUUAAUUAUUAUUGCGUCGACUUUAACGGCUCGUUUAGUGUUUGGCUAA